CCCAGAAACUCUUGAUUGGAGUAGACCGCAAUGUUGUACACAGGUAACAGUGUGUUGACACCAUUCUGAGCUAUUAUUCUUGGUUCUGCAAGUUCCCUGUGCUCUCGGUCGAGUAUGUCGUUUAGGAUUUCAACUGGUUCCUCUGGACACCAGAUUUCCAUCAGAUCCUUCGCAACCAAUUGUGCAAUGAGUAUGUCUCGUACAAACAGACCUGUGUGCUCCAAAUCGACGCUGCGAUUUAGCGCCGACGUCAAAGCGUAGAAUGUGUUGGCAAUUGUUUCCUCUUCCAAGGGAGAAUCCUGCGCAAGCAAAUACCGUUAUUGUUAUUGCAGCUAUGAUAGCCAUAGAUUUCACGUGAUUUAUCUAAAACUACACUCACUGCUGACAAAAUCAAGUCUUUUGCUCCUAUACCGGAUGCUGUGUUCGCUAGAACCGGAGUUGAAAGCAGGUAUUGCUUGAAAGCACUAGAAUGAAAAUUGACAUUAGAAUCUGCAUAGCUUGAUCUAACCGAGAUUCGCUCUUAUGUGUAACACAACUCACUAAAUACAUUCUUGAGGUGCUAGAGGUAACGACUGACUCAAAUAAUUAUCGAUUACUAGAGAAACUAUUUCUCUUCCUUCAUCAAUCAUCUCGCGAUUGUCAGUUAGAUCCAAUUGAGGAUCUUCGAUGCCGACUUUCUUCUGAUCUUCUUCCUCUCUUAUGACGUAAGAUCUGUGUAUAAAUGCUUGUUCGAGCAAAUCGGUGUCAAACUGUUCUGAAAGCCUAUUGUUGAAUGCAUAAAUUUCAGCAUCUCUAUUCCAAUCGAGAAACUUGCUUCUUGGAUUUGGCACUUGUUUCCCUUGAGCCCACUUUCGCUUUGUAAGCUCAAUUAAAGUCGGUCGAACAUAUCUUUUGAUGUAUCUUUGGGCUAGAAAAAGACAGCGUGAAUCAUUAGAAAAGUUCGAGUUGAUUGAAAAAACUCUAAUUUAACCCUGCCACCGCUGUCGCACAAAAACGUGAAACUUACACACGUGAUGAGUAAGGUUUAACUUCUGGCAGCAAGCUGCUAAUCGUGCAGCAGCACGUAAACUGUGCAUCUUCUCACUGGAUUCUAUCUACUUUUUACAGACGAACGAUUAUUUAAAUCGUGCAAAACAAUGAUUAUUCGCCGAAAGCUCUUACAGCACCGUCCAUAACAAUAGUGUACCCAUCGAACCGACACAGCACGAAGUAGGGUUAGAGUAAGGUUAGUUAGCGAGCGAACCAAUCGGAGCGCGAGAUGCAUUCAUGAAAAACGGACCGAAUUCGUGCUCCGUUCUGUCAGACUGUACGUCGCGAAUCUAUAAUACAUAAACGCGCACGGAUUCUUUGACUCUCAAGUCAUUAGCAGUGACGACAACUCGCUUGUCAAAGCAUAAAGACAUUGUUGUUAAAGUGGAUAAGCAUUAUCUUUCGACGAGUGAAAUACCAAGUGUACUGCAAGAAUUGGGCUUUUCAAAGCAUUCAACAUGUUUAAAUCCAGCCAAGAGCCUGACAUUCCAGCUGCGCUAGGUCCACUGAAUAAUUUUAGCACUGAUGAAUUAAAAGAUUUGUUGAACAAUGAUGACAAGUUUGAGGAAAUUAUCAAAGAUAAUCAACAGUUGUUGGAAUGGGAGUCUGAAAAGGAAGAAAUUAUGGUCAGGAAUCGAUCAUUAGCAGAAUUCAACUUGUCAAAGGAGCCAGAAUUGGAAGAAUCGAAAAAUCUAAUACAAUCUCUUAGCGAAGAAGGCAAUCAAUUGUGCGCAAGUGUGCAGGCAAAACUUGAACAGAUAACAAACAAAGCUGGGACAAUGACAGUCGACACUGCACUGGAUCUUUUACAAGCUGCAGCUGCAGAAAUUGAAGAAGAGUCGGAGAAAGUAGCAGAAAAGUUUCUGAGCGGAGACUUGGAGGUUGAUGAAUUUUUGGAACAAUUUCUCACGCGGCGCAAGAUCAUGCACAUGAGAAAGGUAAAAGUUGAUAAAAUGAGAGAGCUGAUGAGAAGACCAUCAGUACAUUCUUCCACAAAUCCUGGAUAUCCAAUAGCUGGAAAUUUCCCAGGAAUGCCAUCUGUUCCAUACCCAACUGGACCAUUGUCUAUGCCUAUGCCAGUGCCUCCAAUUUUGAAGCCAUUUUAGUUAAUCAGUACGCGUUUGUCUAUCUAUUCAACUUUUGUGGAUACGCUUGCCAAUCUGAAAAAUUUACACAGAUUCGCGGGCCUUAUAUUAUUAAGUUGAAAUGUGUUUAUUUUGAACAAAAUGUACAGUGAUACUGAAAUAUUUCACGUCAGUUAAUAUUCUGAAAAUUACGUUUAAUUUAAUGUACUUUUAUAUUGUUUUCUUGUAGCGAAUAGCAAACUCUGUAAAAAAGCAAUUAUUAUUAUUAACUGUUAAAAUACUAUCAGAUCAGCGUGUAAAAGUAAACAAAAUCAUUGUAAUUUAAAAAUACAAGACUAACUGUCACUGUGAAAAUCUUCACGUACUCGUUUAAGAUUUAAGAUUUAAGAUUAAAAUAUUUUUAUUUCUUCUGUACAAUAACAAGGCUCAUUAGUAUUUACAAAAUAAACAUAAGAGCUUUUUAAUAAAUAAUAUGUCUAAUAA
Nasonia vitripennis (jewel wasp) is the source of this 2597-nucleotide messenger RNA. RefSeq names its product vacuolar protein sorting-associated protein 37B (gene Vps37B). Gene Ontology annotation, cellular component: ESCRT I complex. The transcript has 4 exons. NCBI's taxonomy places the organism in Eukaryota, Metazoa, Arthropoda, Insecta, Hymenoptera, Pteromalidae. Gene Ontology annotation, biological process: protein targeting to vacuole; ubiquitin-dependent protein catabolic process via the multivesicular body sorting pathway; protein targeting to membrane. The coding region runs from base 1488 to 2135 and encodes 215 amino acids. The record is from RefSeq and is a predicted model, not a curated record.